AUGGGAAGUUUACCAAGCUCACGAGUUACUCCAGCGCUCCCAUUUGAAACCUGUGGUACAGAUUUUGCAGGGCCAUUUUAUAUAUUGAACCGCAAGGGUAGAGGCGCAAAAACUACGAAGGGAUACUUGUGUAUAUUUGUAUGCUUCGCCACUAAAGCUUUGCAUUUAGAAGUUGUUACCGACUUAAGCACUCAGGCAUUUUUACUUUGUUUGCGGCGAUUCAUAUCACGUCGCGGAAAACCACAUACAAUAUACUGCGACAAUGGUAAAAAUUUUGUAGGAGCGAAUGGAGAGUUAGUUAGACUUUUAGCAAGGGCAAAUAAUGAUGUAAGCGAAUUCUCAUGUAAAGAAGGCAUUAAUUUCAAAUUUUCACCGCCUUACUCGCCUAACUUUGGGGGUAUAUGGGAGUCCAGCUUAAAAAUGGCAAAAUUUCACCUAAAGCGUGUAAUAGGCAAUGCAAAUUUAACCUUUGAGGAAAUUACUACCGUUUUCGCACAAAUUGAGGCAAUAUUAAAUUCUCGUCCGUUGACUGCACUAUCAUCGGACCCAUCAGAUUUAUCUCCUUUAACUCCUGGGCAUUUUCUAAUUGGUCGUCCGUUGACUUCAUUACCUUCACCAGUUAUAGAAAGGAACAAUGUCGACAACACUUCUGGCAAAGAUGGUCCAAGGAAUUCCUGUCUGAAUUACAAGAACGAGUGA
Molecule: messenger RNA, 699 nt
Organism: Achroia grisella
Lineage: Eukaryota; Metazoa; Arthropoda; Insecta; Lepidoptera; Pyralidae
Exons: 1
Coding region: 1-699 (232 amino acids)
Biological process (GO): DNA integration
Molecular function (GO): nucleic acid binding
Source: RefSeq, a predicted model, not a curated record